GGUCCAUUAUAUACUGUCUAUGGUACCAGCCUUUUAUAUAUGUCAAUGGUACCAGCACGGAUGUUUUGGAUGAUUGUACCUCCUCGUCUCCUUGAUCCCAUGGAUGGCUUAUCCGUCAGUCGAUCUCAGCACAGGACGUCCCAAAAAUGCAUCUGCCGCGAGGAGAAGAAACGAGGUUUGGACACAGUGAGAAACUAUAUAUCCAAAGCAGUUCUCCCUGCUACGAUACAGGACUGGACACACUAAAACUCAAAGCAUCUAUCAAACUUUGACCUGUGGCUGGCAGUAAUAUGCUUAGCAGCGUAUACUGCCUGAAUGAUUUUUGGGAGGUGUGGUGCCUCCGAAAUUAAUAAAUCACCUGACUGCCGAGCCUUAAACGAGUUUACCACAUUCAGAUCAGAAAUUGUUGAGGUGGGUGGUUCAACCUGCUGAGUGUUGUCGAAAAAAGGAAAACGAAACCAAACAAUGUGAGCUGUUGUCGUUUUGUCAGUUAACGAGCGGAUGUCCAAUCUUGAAAUAUUUUCGAACCGAAGACCACAGACCAAGAGGAGAAACAUGUCUGCUGCAAGAAAGGAACUCCAGGAGGCCUUGUGCUGCUACACCGAAGAUACCCUCAUCUACAUCGACACAGUGAGAAAAUUCUGUGAGAGGAAACCCAAAUGGAUGCUUGGGAGGGAGACAGAGUUGGAAAUGAUGUGGGACAUCAAAGACAGGGCUGACAACAAAGGUGAGGGCUUUUGGGAAUAUAUGAAGAGCAAGGCGACCCAGGUGACUGCAGACAGCAGGCGUGCAGAGCUGGAGACGGAGCUGGCUGCUGUGCUGAAGGACACUCUGAGAGGCCUGGAGAAGCUCAACUGCUUUCUGGAUGCUGUGGAGAAUCUUUCGGUCACCUCACUUCAUGUGUUCAUGGAGGAGAACCAGGUGUUCCAUCUGCCAGAAGGGAUCAGUCCUGAACAUGUUCAGGUUGUCAUCUCUGCUGCACGGAUAAUCUGCCCUCAUCUCCUCGAGUUUAAAAGCGAUACAAGUGUUUUCUUCCUUCCUAAACUUCAGAAUGUGGAAGUGCUGGCAUAUCAGCUGGACAGUUACAUAAAGACCACCCAGAAAAUCUGCGAGAAGUUAGAGAAAAGCUCCUUAAGUGACUUUUACCUGGAGAUGAAUAAUGAAUCUCUGGUGGACCUCGAUGUGGAUUUGUCUGAAGAUGACAUACAAAGGAUGCUUCAUCACAUUAAUCAGCUUGAUGAAAUCAGGAUGAACCAGAGCUUCCGUAUGGUGUUCUUGUAUCAGGACGAGCCGUGUUCUGACUUCAUCGAUAUGUUCAGCGAGCGACAGCCCCGGAUGCUGCAGUUCCUAAAAGACCUGGAGGAGAAUGCUGUUCAGCUCGACAGGAUGAACACGGGGGCAAGGAUCUCCAGUGUGGCUGGCAGCUCAGUGGGGGCAGUUGGAGGUGUGCUUUCCAUCAUUGGUUUGGCAUUAAGUCCUGUAACAGCUGGAGCGUCUUUAGUGCUGACAAUGACUGGGGUAGGGCUGGGAAUUACCAGCGGAGUCAACAGUGCUGUCACCACUGCCACAGAGAUUGGAGUAAACGUUACACAACAGAAGAAAGCCAGUGAAGUCUUCCAGAGCUUCAUGAAGGAUAUGCAUGAUCUGCAGGAUUGUCUGAAGGUUGAGAUCAAAGAGGGAACCAGCCCGAUAGAUGUGGUUGUGGGAGUUGGCAAGGUGAUUUCAAAUGCUGCCUCUGCUGUAAAGAUGUUAAAAAGUGAGGAGCUGAUUGCAAGUGCUGGCAAAGUGGCAGUGCAGGAAGUAAAAGCCUUACGUAAUGUGCCCAGGGUGGCAGCAGAUAUCCCAGAUAUCGGACAGGCAGCAGUCAAAGGGCCUCUUGCUCUCUCCAAGUCAGCCAGGGCCGGGCUCAUCGGGCUCAAUGCUCUUUUCCUCGGCAUGGAUAUCUUCUUCAUCUGUAAGGACAGCAUCAGUCUGGCCAAAGGCAGCAAAUCUGAAGUCUCUCAGUUCAUCAGAGCCAGAACUGCACUUUGGCGCUCAGAAUUGGAUUCAUUGCAGAAGAUCCAUGACUUCCUGUGUGAAGGUCAGCUGACAUCAGAGGAAAACAAAGCUAUCCUGGAGACCCCAUUUUAUCCAGAGAAGGAGAUGAAGAAAGAAAGAAAAACAGAAAUGGAAAUUAAUUUUGAUGAAGUGGAUGAAAAACAAAAAAUGUUUUGUGUAAUACAGUAGUGCUCAGUAAACAGAGACAAUUACUGCAUUUGUGGCAACAAUCACAAUGUGACAACUCUGACACUUUGAUCAGAUAUGACAUUUAUUUAAACUCUGCUUACAGUUCACCGUUCAGCAUUAAACGUUUCGUAUUAAACACAUUUUUCUCAUA
Messenger RNA from Perca flavescens (yellow perch), 2377 nucleotides. RefSeq lists its product as uncharacterized. Gene Ontology annotation, molecular function: lipid binding. Gene Ontology annotation, cellular component: membrane; extracellular region. The coding region runs from base 502 to 2226 and encodes 574 amino acids. The record is from RefSeq and is a predicted model, not a curated record. Lineage: Eukaryota; Metazoa; Chordata; Actinopteri; Perciformes; Percidae. Gene Ontology annotation, biological process: lipid transport; lipoprotein metabolic process. The transcript has 4 exons.